AUCACGCUGCCUACUGACAGCUCCCGACUCCAUGUUUCUGUUCCUCGAGUGCAGGGAGGAGGGUACAGGAUGCUGAUGGUGGUGGCGGUGUUGGUGGUGGGCGCGGCGCGCGCCGCCCCCUGGCGCUGCCCGGAACUCAGCCGGCCGCCCUCGGCGAGCUGCUCGUGCGACCUGCCGCACACGGUCCGCUGCUCGGGCGACCGUCGGGCGCUGGACGUCAUCGGCGCGUCGCUGCGGGGGCUGCCCGGCAUCUCGCUGCUGGACAUCACCAUCCAGGACAACGUGACCUCGCUGGACCGGCCCGUGCUGCCAGGGGUCGCGCUGCACGGGCUGGUGGUCUCCUCGGGCGAGAUCCGGCACGUCUCGGAGGCGGCCUUCUCGCGCCUGAGGGCGCCCCUGCAGGCGCUGGGGCUGCCCAACAACCGGCUGGAGGCGGUGCCGACCCGCGCCGUGGCGCAGCUGCGCGCGCUCGACCGCCUCGACCUGUCGCACAACGGCCUGCGGUCCCUGGGCGCCGGCUCCUUCGCCGAGCUGGAGAAGCUGACGUUCCUGGACGUGAGCGACAACUCGCUGGAGCGGCUGGAGCCGGGCUGCUUCUCGCCGCUGGCGGCGCUGCGCACGCUGCGACUGCGCGGCAACCAGCUGGGGCUGGCGCCCGUGGGCGUGGCGCUGCUGGGGCUGCCGGCGCCCUUGCAGGAGCUGGACCUGGGGGACAACUCGCUGCUGGGCCCGCUGGGGCCCGCCACGCUGCCGCCGCUGCCCGCGCUGCUGUCCCUGCAGCUGGCGCGCAACCAGCUCAGCAGCGUGCAGCGCGCGGCCCUGCGCGGCACGCGCCGCCUGCAGAGCCUGGGCCUGCGCUUCAACCAGAUAGACGUGCUGGAAGACGACGCGUUCAGCGAACUAGCCUCGCUGGAGCGCCUGGACCUCUCGCACAACCGCAUCGUGGCGGUGUCCGGGGCCUCCCUGGCACACCUCGCGAGGCUCGAGUCCCUCGACCUGUCGCACAACUUCCUGCGGGCGCUGGCUGCCGACCUGGUGCGGCCGCUGCACCAGCUGCGCAGGCUGCACCUCGACGACAACGACGUGACCAUGGUGCCCGCCGCCACCGUCGCCCUGCUCUCCCCGCUGAGGCGGCUCACCCUCGCAGACAACCCGCUGAACUGCGACUGCAGCCUGGCGAGGUUCGCCGAGUGGCUGGCCAACGACAGUGCACUGGCGCCCGCGGACCGUGCCACCGCCGUGUGCGCCACACCACCCUCGCUGGAGAACGGCGUGCUGCGCGACGUGCCUAGGCACGACCUUGUGUGUGGAGACGACGAGCUGGCUCCUCCCCAAGGCCCGCUGGCGCCCGCCUUCCCCGUCGCCUCGCAGGUGGCGCUGCGAGCCUUCCAGUACGACGGCGCCACCAUCUCGACGGUGUGGGCCGUCUCGCCGGCAGCCAUGCCCUACACCUGCGACAACCUGUUCGUGUACGAGGAGGUGGACAGCCACGAGGUGCUGGCCGAGUCCAGCCCGCUGCAGUGCAACUCCUCGACACUGGCCGACCCCCACCUGCUGCCCGUGUCGCUGCCGGCGGGGGGCUUCCUGCCGGGGCGCCAGUACCGCUACUGCCUGGUGCUGCUGGUGGGCGGCGACUCCUCCGACGAGGUGUCGCUGGGCCUGGGCUGCAGCGACAUGCUGCUGCUCGCCGCGCCGCCGGGUCCGCGCAUCGCGGCGCUGCACGCCAACGUCACCGGCCCGGGCAGCGUGCAGCUGCGGGUGCAGCUGCGGGGCGGGGCGGCCUCGCCGGGCUGCGCGCUCACGGCCACUGUGGAGGCGGGCUCGCGGGAGGUGGCGCGCGCCAGCCUCAACUGCUCGGCGCCCGGCGCCCUGCUGCGCGGGCUGCCCCCGGCGCCGUACCGCGUGUGCGCGUGGCUGGAGGGCCUGCCGGGCCGCUCGUGCGCCGUGGCGGUCCCUGCUGCGGCCCCGCCGGCCCGCGGCCCGGGCCCGGGCGUGCUGCUGCCGGCGUGCCUCGCAGCUGGUGUGGCGCUGCUGCUGGCGCUGCUGGCGUGGCUGGGCGCGCGCCGCCUGCGGGCCCGCCCCGUGCUCGCGCACACGCACCAGUGCUUCCUCGCCGGCCCGCCCGGCCAGCAGCAGCACUCGCGCUACGUCAAGCUGCACGCCACCACGGUGCUGUAGCACCCCCGUCUCUACCAGAGACUUCAUCGUCAACAGGCCAUUUUUAUUAUCACUGAUGAUGUGUACUUACAUGCUCUCUCUUCCUUCUCAAAACAAUAUUUUAGUUACAUAUACGAAAUAUGUUUACAACCUAACAACUGGUAAUUUUGAGGCUGUAUUUUAAUGCACCAGACUUGAACACUAAGUGAACCUGCAGAAUUUUUGUAUAUCAAUGUUGUAAAUAAUUUGUAAGAAUUGCAGGCUUUGUAAAUAAUUAAUUUUUGUGACUUUGUAAUAUUUGUAUUAUAAAUGUAAAUGACAAUUAUUAAAAGUUAUUUAAAAAGUUUUUUAACAUUUUAAGUGAUAUUUGUAAUAUUAUAAACAUCAUAAUAUUGUUCAUCAUCAGAGGUGUAAUAUUAAUCAAGUUUGAAAUUUGUGUAGCUACUUCCACUGCCAAAAUAUGUUGAAACAUUUUAUAUUACCAUCAAACAAAAUAAUUGUGUAUGUUGACUAUAUGUUUGCUCUUAUCAGAGGAUGAGAAGGGACAAACAAUGGAUGAUACAGGCUUAAAAUGUAGAAUAUAUAUUGACAAUCUCUGUGAUAUUUGUGUCAAUUGUUUGAAUAACAUAAAAUUUAAGUCAGUUUAAAUAUCUUGUUUUUCAUCUAAGAUGUAAAUAUAACUACAUA
Molecule: messenger RNA, 2844 nt
Organism: Bacillus rossius redtenbacheri
Lineage: Eukaryota; Metazoa; Arthropoda; Insecta; Phasmatodea; Bacillidae
Product: protein slit-like
Exons: 8
Coding region: 70-2178 (702 amino acids)
Cellular component (GO): plasma membrane
Molecular function (GO): protein binding
Source: RefSeq, a predicted model, not a curated record